CGUUCUCGACCGACACAUCACUAAACUCCAGUAAGUGAAGCAGCGAUGAUGUUGUGGUUAUCCACGCCGCCGAGGACGACGCCUCUUCUGGGUGUUAUCUUGUAGAGAGAGAAGACAGACGUGGAGGAGAGAGCAGCUCUCCACGCAUGGAGUUGAGCUCGGACCCUGCUGUGGCGGCAACACUGGUGGAGAUGUCGCAGGUGAAAAGCAAAGAGGACGAUGAGAGUGAAGGUGACGGCGACUACUACGAGAGUCUGCCACCUCAUGUCUCCGUGAUGACCCACAUGACAGCCGGAGCAGUGGCUGGCAUCCUGGAGCACACCGUGAUGUACCCGGUGGACUCUGUCAAGACCAGGAUGCAGAGCCUGCAGCCAGACCCAAAUGCACAGUACAGGAGUGUGUAUCAGGCUCUGAAAAGGAUCAUCCAGACAGAGGGGAUGCUCAGACCGCUGAGGGGCCUCAACAUCACCAUGAUGGGAGCGGGACCUGCGCAUGCUCUCUACUUUGCCUGCUAUGAACGGGUCAAAUGCUCACUGAGUGACGUCAUUCAGAGCGGAGGCAACAGCCAUUUAGCCAAUGGCGUGGCAGGUAGUGUGGCCACUGUUCUCCACGAUGCAGUCAUGAACCCAGCUGAAGUGAUAAAGCAGAGGAUGCAAAUGUACAACUCGCCAUAUCGAGGGCUUUUGGACUGUCUUCAAACAGUGACACGUACUGAGGGUGUAGGAGCCUUCUACCGCAGCUACAGCACACAGCUGACCAUGAACAUCCCCUUCCAGGCGGUUCACUUCAUCAUCUACGAGCUGAUGCAGGAACAGUUAAACCCCCACAGACAUUACCACCCCGGCAGCCACAUAGUGUCGGGAGCAGCGGCAGGAGCCAUUUCCGCAGCAAUAACCACUCCGCUCGACGUGUGCAAAACUCUGCUCAACACACAAGAGAAUGUAGCGCUCAACUCCAUGAAAAUCAGCGGCCACUUGUCGGGAAUGGCUAACGCCUUCAGGACGGUGUACCGGCUCGGUGGUCUGGCGGCCUUCUUCAAAGGGGCCCGAGCUCGGGUUAUAUACCAGAUGCCGUCCACUGCCAUUGCUUGGUCUGUGUACGAGUUCUUCAAGUACUUCCUGACAAAGCAGCACCUGGAACAGGAAGCACGACCUGGACCGAUGUAAUGGAAAGUAUGUCGGAGCAAACCACACCUAGACUGGAACUGAUGGAAGAAGACGCCAACCUGAAGCUGUGUGAGCUCACUGGGUGCUGUUUGAGGAAGUUAUUGUCUCACAGGGAAGUCGGCGUGGCGAAGGAGUGGCACAGAGUGGCUCUCCUUAUCUUUCACUUACCUGAAUCUUUUUUUCAAGUUAAGAUGACGUUGCACAACCAGGAUUAUGCAACAGAGGUUCUUAAAAGGACAGAUACGCACAUGGAAGAGUCAUCUUCUUCCUCCUCCUCCUCCUCCUCCAAUCCACAAACACAUCAACUCUCCAAACUCUCUUUUUCUACACGUGGAGACCGUAUGAUUAAGUUGUCUUGAAUGAUGUUUAUAGCUCUUAAUAUUGGAACUUUUUAUUUAUUUUAUUAGCUUUCAGAGGCUUGUAUUUUACGGAUGCGGAAGAAACACAAUGCUUUUUUGUUUGUUUAUUUCAUUGUGUAUUUAUAUAAAAUAAAAAAAACAUUACAACACAUUCCUCAUUUUCACUCCACGGCGAACGGAAGAGUUGCGCUUUCCAAGUGCCUCAUAAAAUAUUAAACGCUGCUUUACCUCUUUUUCUCUUUUGCCCCUCUGGUUUUUGAUAGUGAAAGUCUUCUAUUUCUAUAUUUCAUUUUUCUUUGGUCCAAGUUCCAGCAAAGAAGUGUACUAUUCUGUUAUAAGAUUACAUUUUAUAGUGGCUCUUUAUCUCAUAACUGGUCAAAGCUGAACUUGAUAAACUUUUUUUUUUUUUUUCAAUUAUUAUCUCUGCAUCAAAUAGUCAAAUGCCAGUCUGCAGCAAUUUUAUUUUUUUGUUACAGUUUUUUGUUUUUGUUUUAAGCGCACAACACCAUGUUUUCCCCCUGAGAGACCCUUUUUCUCUCUCAGUAUCACGACGUGUAGGCCGUAAUGGUUCACUUAUAUGCCUUUUUAAAGCAAACGAUGCUCCUGAAUCAUGCACCAUAAUAGUCUCAUUUAAAGAAUCAUGUCUGUUGCAGAAAGAAGGCAGCUUGUUUAUAUGUAUUCAAAAACAUGAAUAUGUAUUUUGAGGGUGACUAUUCCUGAGAAACGUUAUUAUGCAGGUCCAAAGGUGGAUCAAAUAAGGCUGUUACCUGGGGUGGUGGCCAUGUCUCAACCUUCACGUGCAUUUGCACUGGUGUGAUGUUUAGCUUUUGAGUGGCCUGUUUUGUUUACGUGUCAUAUUGAACCUAAAAGUUGUAGAUUGUAUAUAAGAUAUUUUCAGGGUAUAGACUGAAACUUAAAGUGCAGACUUUCUGUGAUCCACAUCCUAACUUUUGUCUGAUUUGUUUUUAAACUGAGUGCACUCUUUGUUACUAUGAGUCCAGACAGUAAAAGCCUGAUCAAAUCAGCUGGUUAUCUAUCAAGCAUCCUGUUUUAGUUUGUAGUUUCACAUUUCCUGUGUGCUCACUGCUCUCGCCAACCUCUUGACUAUUUUCCAUUCGGUAGUGAAGACAUUCCUCCAGAUAUUGAUGUAAUCCAGCAAGAUUUAUUUGUUUUUAAUUAUGGAGUUUUUCAUUCCUUUGGUAAAGUUCAGAGAGUUCGUCAGAUUCCAGUGGUCUCACAAAAACCCUUUCAGCAUCAGAUGCAUUGUGCUUGUACAGUAGGGUAAUUGUUAAUAUACCAAAGACAUGCAUUGUAUUCUAUGCAUCUUAACCUGUAAUUACGAUGCUAUUUGCCUGCCUGCUGUGAAUUUUCAUGCCACCUUUCUGCCCCGGAAUUAUUUUCUGUAUGUGUCGGAAAACUUUUCCGCCUCAGCGUUUUCAUCUUCCCCUUCAAAAAGUUUACUACUAAAGUACUUGAGAAAAAGCAGUUAAAAGUGAAGGUUUUCUAUAUGAAAAUUACAUGGUGACCUACUUUUUAUUGACUGAUCAGUCUUUUUAGACUAUAUAAACUACUUGUUUUGAAUAAAGUUGCACAAGUGAUAUGGAUCGCACAUGAAUGGAUAAGAUGUUUUCUCUGCUUGAAAUUUAAAAGUGGCUUAAUUAGCAUAGAUUCAUGAUGUUUUAUUCUAAUCUAUUUGUAAUCAUAAUGUUGCCCACAUUGUGUCAGUUCUUUUUUUCCAUUGGAUCCAACUCCACUCCUCUGACUUUGAAUCAUACGAUAAACGAAAGUGAAAUGAAGCCAGUCAGUUUUUGAUUACUUGCAUUAUACUUCCAGUCAAUCAUUCCUUUGAGGUGUGAGGGUAAUUCCCAGAACUGUGUUGCAACACCUGAACACCUGUGUCCAAGUACCUUUAACGUGUCAAAGUGGUGUUUCUAGUAGAUGCUUACAUUUUAAAGGAGAGACGAGAGCUGAUAUUCUAUGUGGGGAUUUCCAUAAUGUAAAUAGUUUUAAGCUAAGUACGCACAAAUGAUUGAAAUGGGAGUUGGGAUGAUUUUUGACAGAGCGCCAUCUCCACAACAGGAAUGCGUGGAAGUAUGACCAUGCAAACAUGAAAUGAUUGUGAUAACGCUGCUACAGUAUGUAACACUGGAGCUGAAUAAACAUGCAAGUGAGGAA
This is a messenger RNA of Sebastes umbrosus (honeycomb rockfish), 3700 nucleotides long. RefSeq names its product solute carrier family 25 member 37 (gene slc25a37). Gene Ontology annotation, molecular function: ferrous iron transmembrane transporter activity. The transcript has 4 exons. Gene Ontology annotation, biological process: iron import into the mitochondrion. Gene Ontology annotation, cellular component: mitochondrial membrane. The record is from RefSeq and is a predicted model, not a curated record. Lineage: Eukaryota; Metazoa; Chordata; Actinopteri; Perciformes; Sebastidae. The coding region runs from base 147 to 1166 and encodes 339 amino acids.